UCCUGCUUCUUUUACUCCCAACCUUUCUCAUUCCCUUCUCGUCUCUCAAAGGCUCCUCUCUCUCUCUCUCUCACAGAUGGCAACUAAACUAGCUGAUCCAGAUGCUGCAGGAGCACUGAGAUACCAGACCUGGGCCUUGAAAGUUUUAAUCCAUUGUGAAGGCUGCAAGAAGAAAGUCAAGAAAGUUCUUCAAGGCAUUGAUGGUGUUUAUGAGACGACCAUAGAUUCUCAACAGCACAAGGUGACAGUUACUGGCAGCGUGGAUGCAGAAACUCUCAUCAAGAAGCUAACCAAGUCGGGGAAACACGUUGAACUUUGGCCAGAAAAGCCUGAAAAGAAAGAGAAAAAGCCUGGAAAGCCAAAGAACAAUGAGAAACGAAAAGACGGCGGAGAAGCUGGUGGUGAUCAAGACCCGAAGAAAAAUUCAGAAGAAAAGCCUGACUUAGCCGCUGCCAAAAAUGGCGGUGCGGGUGGUGGUAAAGGCCCUGCUAGAGAUGAUCAGCCUCCAGCAGGGGACCAAAUGGGAAGUGAAAGCGAGGAACCAGUCACUGCCGAAAGUGGUGGUGGUAAUGGAGGUAAAAAGAAGAAAAAGAAAGGGCAACAAGGGGACCCUGGUCCCACCGAUGAUGCGCCCGGAGAUAACCUAUCAGCUGCUCUGGCCCUUCCAGAACAGGCCCCACCAAUGGCAUCAAUGAAUCUGAGCCCUCCAAAUCAGCCUGUGUAUCCAUACCCACCUAUGUACUAUGGACCUCCAUUGUAUGGAGUAAGUUACAACACGACUUACCCUAGCUCAAGCUCUUCAUGUUACGCGCCUGCCAUGCAUGCUAAUGCAUACGGACCACCACCUCCACCGUCUGAUCCAAUCGAAAAAUUCAAUGAAGAUGAUGACUACGAUGAUGAUGAAAGUGGGUGCUCAAUCAUGUGACAAAAUGUUGAAGAAAUCGAGUACAUUAGAUUGUUAUGUUUGUUUUAAGUUGUACUUGUAUGGGGAGGGAUUAAUUUUGUGAGAUGCAAAUAAAGUAAAAAAAUAUUAAUUAAACUAGUACUUUGCUGGGGAGAAAUAUAAAGUUGUUUUUAUCGCGGUUCCAAGGGUUUUAUAGUUAUUAGCUUGUCUUUAUUUAGGUUAUGUGUAAUUUUGCAUUUGUUAUAGGUUUCGUUAAGCAGGUUAUAUAGCCUUUUAAGGGGUUUGGUAGUUGCUAUUGUAGGACCUCAAAAUCUAUCCCCUUUCCCUCUUUCUUAUGUGUAAAGGAGAAUUUUGU
Molecule: messenger RNA, 1259 nt
Organism: Theobroma umbraticum
Lineage: Eukaryota; Viridiplantae; Streptophyta; Magnoliopsida; Malvales; Malvaceae
Molecular function (GO): metal ion binding
Source: RefSeq, a predicted model, not a curated record